Messenger RNA from Lipotes vexillifer (Yangtze River dolphin), 3766 nucleotides. RefSeq names its product integrin subunit beta 8 (gene ITGB8). Gene Ontology annotation, molecular function: integrin binding. The transcript is spliced from 14 exons. The record is from RefSeq and is a predicted model, not a curated record. Gene Ontology annotation, biological process: cell adhesion mediated by integrin; cell migration; cell-cell adhesion. Bases 671 to 2974 code for a protein of 767 amino acids. Gene Ontology annotation, cellular component: cell surface; focal adhesion; integrin complex. Lineage: Eukaryota; Metazoa; Chordata; Mammalia; Artiodactyla; Lipotidae.
CCAGGGCCGCCUCCCCCUGCUGCUGGCACAUCAAGCUUCCUCCCUCGCCAACCAGGACGCUGCCGCUUCGACUCUGCCCGCUGCUCAGCUGACGAGGCUGCAAAGUUGCAAUUAAGUGAAGUUGGCUUCCCUGCCCACCUGUGGAAGAAGCUCGACCUCAUUGAUGCGCCAUCGACUUUUUUCCCCUUCGGCCUCGCCAGCGUCCCCUCCCACAGAUGCAGCAUCACCCACUGAAUGUACAUUAGGCUGGUUUUUUCCCCCAGCUUCGGGCUUUGUUUGGGUUUGAUUGUGUUUGGCUCUUCGCUAAGCUGAUUUAUGCAGCAGAAGCCCCAUCGGCUGGAGAGAGACAAAAGCUCUUUUCUUUGUCCCAGAGCGGGCUGCGGAGCCUCUGCUCGCGUCGCCGCCCCGGGCCUUUGGCCGUCAGAGGAGGUGCUUCUCGCGGAGAUCGCGGGACCGGCCGUGCGGAGCUGGGAGGGCCGCGGGGGCCCUGAAAUGACGAGCUGUGCCCAGGCCGCCGUACCUGCAUCGUUUGCUCCGAGCCGCGGGGUCCGCCUGCCGGGCCUGCUGGAAACGUCCUAGCAACACUUGGCACUUCGCGCCCGGGAGCGCGAGCGCGCAUCCGGUUAGCAGCCAGGCGGCGGGCGCGGUGCAGUGCGGGCUGCUUUGCAUUAUGUGCCGCUCGGCCCUGGCUUUUUUUACUGCCACAUUAGUCUGCCUGCAAAACUGCAGGCCAGGUCCUGCCCCAUUCCUCCGGGCGGUCUGGGUGUUUUCAGUUGUUCUUGGACUGGGCCAAAGUGAAGACAAUAGAUGUGCAUCUUCGAAUGCAGUGUCCUGCACCAAGUGCCUUGCGCUGGGUCCGGAAUGUGGAUGGUGUGCUCAAGAGGAUUUCAUUUCAGGUGGAUCAAAGAAUGAACGUUGUGAUAUUGUUUCCAAUUUAAUAAACAAAGGCUGCUCAAUUGAUUUGAUAGAAUACCCAUCUGUGCAUGUAACACCAAGUGAAAAUGAAAUCAAUACCCAGGUGACACCAGGAGAAGUGCUGAUUCAGCUACGUCAAGGAGCUGAAGCUAAUUUUAUGCUGAAAAUUCAUCCUCUGAAGAAAUAUCCUGUGGAUCUUUAUUAUCUGGUUGAUGUCUCAGCAUCAAUGCACAAUAAUAUUGAAAAAUUAAAUUCAGUUGGAAAUGAUUUAUCUAGAAAAAUGGCAUUUUUCUCCCAUGACUUCCGCCUUGGAUUUGGCUCAUAUGUUGAUAAAACAGUUUCACCAUACAUUAGUAUCCAUCCAGAAAGAAUUCAUAAUCAAUGCAGUGACUACAACUUAGACUGUAUGCCUCCCCAUGGGUAUAUCCAUGUGCUGUCUUUGACGGAGAACAUCACUGAGUUUGAAAAAGCAGUUCACAGACAGAAGAUCUCUGGAAAUAUAGAUACACCUGAAGGAGGUUUUGAUGCUAUGCUUCAGGCAGCUGUCUGUGAGAGUCACAUUGGAUGGCGAAAAGAAGCUAAAAGAUUGCUGCUGGUGAUGACAGAUCAGACAUCUCAUCUUGCUCUAGAUAGCAAAUUGGCAGGCAUAGUGGUGCCAAAUGACGGAAACUGCCAUCUGAAAAACAACGUUUACAUCAGAUCAACGAGCAUGGAACAUCCCUCACUAGGCCAACUUUCAGAAAAGUUAAUAGACAACAACAUUAAUGUCAUAUUUGCAGUUCAAGGAAAACAGUUUCACUGGUAUAAGGAUCUUCUACCCCUCUUGCCUGGCACCAUUGCUGGUGAAAUAGAAUCAAAGGCUGCAAACCUCAAUAAUCUGGUUGUAGAAGCCUAUCAGAAACUCAUUUCAGAAGUGAAAGUUCAGGUGGAAAACCAGAUAAAAGGCAUCUAUUUUAACAUUACUGCCAUCUGUCCAGAUGGGAGCAGAAAGCCAGGCACAGACGGAUGCGGAAAUGUGACAAGCAAUGACGAAGUUCUUUUCAAUGUAACAGUUACAAUGGAAAAAUGUGAUGUCAUGGAAGGAAAGAGCUAUGCAAUAAUCAAACCUAUUGGUUUCAAUGAAACCACUAAAAUUCAUAUACAUAGAAACUGCAGCUGUCGGUGUGAUGACAGCAGAGGACCUAAAAGAAAGUGUGUAGAAGAAACUUUUCUAGAUGCCAAGUGCUUCCAGUGUGAUGAGAAUAAAUGUCAUUUUGAUGAAGAUCAAUUUCCUUCUGAAAGUUGCAAGUCACACAAGGAUCAACCUGCUUGCAGCGGUAGAGGAGUUUGUAUUUGUGGGAAAUGUUUAUGUCACAAAAUUAAGCUUGGAAAAGUGUAUGGAAAAUACUGUGAAAAAGAUGACUUUUCUUGUCCAUAUCACCAUGGAAAUCUGUGUGCUGGGCAUGGAGAGUGUGAGGCAGGCAAAUGCCAGUGCUUCAGGGGCUGGGAAGGGGAUCGGUGCCAGUGCCCAUCAGCAUCCGCCCAGCACUGUGUCAGUCCAAAAGGCCAAGUGUGUAGUGGAAGAGGCACAUGUGUAUGUGGCAGGUGUGAGUGCACCGAUCCCAGGAGCAUCGGCCGCUUCUGUGAACAUUGUCCCACAUGUCACACAGCCUGCAAUGAAAACUGGAAUUGUGUGCAAUGCCUUCACCCUCACAAUCUGUCUCAAGCUAUACUUGAUCGGUGUAAAACCUCAUGUACUCUCAAGGAACAGCAUUAUGUGGACCAAACAUCAGAAUGUUUCUCUAGCCCAAGCUACUUGAGGAUAUUUUUCAUCAUCUUCAUAGUUACAUUCUUGAUUGGGUUGCUUAAAGUCCUUAUUAUUAGACAGGUGAUACUACAAUGGAAUAGUAAUAAAAUUAAGUCCUCAGCAGAUUACAGGGUGUCAGCCUCAAAAAAGGACAAGUUGAUUCUGCAAGGCGUUUGCACAAGAGCAGUAACCUACCGACGUGAGAAACCUGAAGAAAUAAAAAUGGACAUUAGCAAAUUAAACACGCAUGAAACUUUCAGGUGCAACUUCUAAAAAGAUAAAAAAGUACUUUAUGGGAAACUGGAUUUUUAAUGAUCGCUCCUAAAAAUUAUUAUUAUAAAAUAAUAAUUUUAUAAGUCACAGGAGGAGAUAAAUUUUCUAGAUCAUGCCAGUUGCUGGUUGUCCACUCGAAUGAAGACUGACAAGCAACCUCAUCAUCAUGUGACUCACACUGCUGCUGAAUUCUUCAGAGGAAAAUGUGUCUUACUACUGUUUGAUACUAGUAUCAUUGUAGCACUUUACUGUAAUAUAUAACUUAUUUAGAUCAGCAUAGAAUGUAGAUCAACUGAAGAGCACUGAUUACACUUUACAGAUACCCGCCAUUUCUACACUUCCCAGAGAGACAAUGCUGUGAGAUAGUUUUGGCAUUGUGUCACUACAAGAGUACAGUAAUCCCUGCACCAAACAUGCAGAUGAAAAAAUAAUACGGCAGUUAUACUAAUGUUGCCAAACACUUUAACAAUUGGCAGUGAAUAGACAAGAACAGAUAGAUGAGUAAAUGAUUAGUGUUUCACUCAUUCAAGAGAUGAACAGAUAAAACCUUAAUCUUGAGGGAUAUUGCUUUUGAAACUAGUUUCAUGCAUGUGUGUUUGUUUUCUUCUUUUACAAGAUGGAUAUUAAUUCUAACAUUCUUUCCUCUUUGCCUUUAUAUUUUAGUUUUCUUUCUUACAGGAUAAGUUUAUAUAAUGUCACAGAUGACUGGAUUAAAUAAGUGCUAAGUUACUACUGCCAUAAAACCUAAUAAUAAUACAAUGUCACUUUAUUAGAAUACUUUUAAAAGCCGAA